CCCAACCACAUCGUCAGAUUCCCCGUCACGGUGGGUUCCGGCCAAACGACCUGCCUGGUUGCUUCAAAUGCACCUUAGCCUUGCGAAUCGACGGCAUCAAGAUCAUCUAGCAUGCAUCAUGUGCUUUUGCUGAACGAGCUUUUGUUGCAACUUCUCCAAGUUCUCUGCGAAGACGAUCUACGCGCUCUCGCAGUGCUUGCUAGAACAUGUCUGUCCUUCUCCCAGCCCGCGCUCGAAAUACUCUGGGAGUCUCUAGAUAAUCCGUCACCCGUCGUCCAGCUUUUUCCAGAUGAUUCCUGGACGGUUGCAUACCAUCUGUACAGCAGGAAACGGUGCCUAGUACGUGCAGUCCGAUAUCUCGCUCUUUCUCGGCGACUGCUGCACAGCAGAAAUUCACAAGGCUUCUCCAUCCUGUAGAUUGGAUCAGGCCGCUCAAAUAUCUACCACUCAUCAAACGUCUUGGCUUGG
Messenger RNA from Laetiporus sulphureus 93-53, 468 nucleotides. RefSeq lists its product as uncharacterized. The record is from RefSeq and is a predicted model, not a curated record. Bases 112 to 417 code for a protein of 101 amino acids. The transcript has a single exon. Lineage: Eukaryota; Fungi; Basidiomycota; Agaricomycetes; Polyporales; Laetiporaceae.